AUGAAGGCUUAUCUGAGAUAUGAAGGAAUUUCCAAAUUAUAAUAUCCUUAGUCUCCGCUCUAAGUGGAACCAAAGCAAUUAUUCUCUUUGAUGCCUCGUCGUAAGACUGCUCAAGUGCCCUUUCGUAAAAGUUUGCAUAACAACAAAUCGCCCACGAAUUUCGACCGAUAAUUCGUUUUAGAGGAGUUGAGACUCACCAAUGCAUCUCUCCAAGAAGUGAAUAAGGAAUUGCAAUAAUUGAAUGAAUCCUUACAAGAGUAGGUUCAAAAACUGCAAGAAUCAAACAAGGCCUUGCAAUUGUAGAUCAAUUAAAUGACCAAUUAAAUUGACGAUCUAAAAAUAAACAACCGACAUUUGAGAUCUCAAGAUAGUAGCUUGCAUUUACAUUCCAAAACAUUUGAUUAGAGGUUCAAAGUAAUUGAGAUUUAAGAUUACAAGAUCAAAACAACCAUAUCGGCUAUCUGUAGUUGCAAUUGAAAAAGUUAAAUGAUCAAUUAGAGUAGAAAAGAACCUUGGAAACCAAGCCCAUGAAAAUGCAACAACAAGCUCUUCGAGAAUUUGAUAGCAUCUGCGUAAAUAAAUCAAUUUAAACUUAAGUUAGAGAUGAAGAAUUACAUUGUUUGUAAGUUGUGUCAUUAAGAACUUAAGGAACCAGUCACUGUUAUUCCAUGUGCACAUUCCUAUUGUCGUUCAUGCAAGAAGGGCUACAUGGGACAAUGUUUCAUCUGUGGGCCUGAAGAAGAAAUUGAAGCCACAUAUGCCAACAUGUUGUUGAUCCCUAUGAUCGAACUAUUCAAAAAGAUAUGUGAAAUAAGGGAAUUGUUGAAAUGAUUUUGAUAUAUUUAUGUUUAGACAUCAAUAUAUGUAAGCAAGGAAGGCUGCCUUCCUGCCUUAAUCCAAAUAUCCUCUUCUUAAUUUAUGCGCAUUCUAACCACAUUACAAAUCUAGUAGAAUAUUCAAUCCUCGAAAGGGUUCCUGCUCUUCACAAACUACUCCUGUGCACUUAAACAAUCAAAACAAAUUAUUACAGAGGACAAUUAUAAAUUCCAGUAUUAAGAAUCCUAAAAUAAGAAUCUUACCCAAGUUCCUCCUCCUAUCCAUCUUUCUAGAAGUAUCACUCUCAUUUAGAUCCUAGGGCAAUAAAGGAAAUCGUUUAAUGA
Paramecium octaurelia is the source of this 1160-nucleotide messenger RNA. Lineage: Eukaryota; Ciliophora; Oligohymenophorea; Peniculida; Parameciidae. The record is from the annotation of a GenBank genome assembly.